Molecule: messenger RNA, 1789 nt
Organism: Anopheles cruzii
Lineage: Eukaryota; Metazoa; Arthropoda; Insecta; Diptera; Culicidae
Product: transmembrane protein 192-like
Exons: 5
Coding region: 420-1217 (265 amino acids)
Cellular component (GO): lysosomal membrane; late endosome
Source: RefSeq, a predicted model, not a curated record
CAACAUUUUGUUUUCCUAAUUCUCCGCAUCAGCAAGAGGAAACCAUUUGCAGAAAGUUAUCCCAAACGCUCCACUCUAUUGUUUGCAUUGCUUUUCUUUCUGUAUCACAAUAAAGCACACCCGUCUAGCGCCCGCUGGUCGCGCAGUGCCUGGCGGACGAGACGUCUCUUGUUUCCAUUCGUUUGCUUAUCAGCUGUGUUUGGUUGACUUGUGUUGGUUGUGUUGUUGUCUGCGCCUCGAAAAAUCGCGUCGCAGUUCGUCCAUUCGUCAUUCUCCGUCAUCGGGUUGUGCACUGAGGCAAUCGGAGGGGUAUCUAUUUUUUAUUCUCUGUUGUGAGUUGCCGCUUUGAAUGUAGUAUGUGCGUAGUGCUCCAACACAAUUAACCCGCGGAAGGUUUGAGAAUCGUCCCGCGACAUAGCAUGGUCAGUCUGCUUCGAAACUUUACAUCAAGCUCGGGCGGACGAUUCUUUGAUGAUUCAUCAAGAAUGGACGACAGUAGACAACAAAUGCACGAGCCGAUCCUGGCGGCAGAGGAAAACGAUGAGUUUCGACCGCUUCGCACAGUGCAACCGUUCAGCUUUCAUCUACUGGUGUCAAGUAUCAUAUCUUUAACUGGCAUUGUGCUUGCGGCCACCUGGGAGGAUAGUCGACGAUGCGAGGCGUACUUUAUAAUGCUCUAUCUCCGUGCAGCAUUUUGGAUAGUUUCCUACCUGGUUGACAAUUGGGUAAAGCAGCACCACGAAAAGUUGCGCCUCGCCGGAUAUCACGACUUCCACCGUGCCACCGAACAACAUCGGACCGUACCGUUGCAGAUCGUGUCGUUGUGGAAUACCUUCCUGCUGGCAAUUCAAACCCUCAUCCAGCACUACUACGGCGAUGCGUUCGGAGAAAAGUGCAUUGUGGUAGGCUUGCUGUCACCAAUCGUGUAUAUAGCAGCGUUCUCAAGCCUUGAAACGAUGGUCCUUUGCGUCGUCAAUGGAUCCUACAUUGCCAAAGUGCGACGAUUUAAUCGCACCGCUUCGCCACCGGAUGCUCUCCAGGACAAUCGUGGUUUUAGCGGGGGCUCCCUCGGGCUGACACAGCGCGGCCUCAGCACGGCCGAGCUGCUGGAGAAGCAAGCUGACCUUAUCAAGUAUCUGAAGGAUCACAACUUGAAGCUAAACCAAAAGAUAAUGCAAAUGAACGCUCAAGUCCGGACGAUUACCUACCCCGGAUAAGCGGAAUAGUCCAACGUUGCCUUCAAUCGAUUUACUUAACUAAAUCGCAGGAAAUAAGGAUAAAGGAAUUUAGUGAACAAACAAGCAGAACAGAAUUUAUAUUAAAGACAUCUUACGGUCAUAAAGGUCUUGGUUAAAGAGACAUGCAACUGAAAAAGCGUGGCCCGCGUUGGCGAUGUUCACAUUAGAAUUGAAACCCAUCGGACUGAUUGACUGCAGCUUCUGUUAGUUCAGGGGAAUGCAGAGAACAUUUCAUUGCGAUUGCUACCAAAUUUUCCUAUAGUGCACCCCGUCAUACGUUAAAGAUAUCGCAUAGUUGAUCACAGAUAUAUUUGCCGUAUCAUUUUGGUUUGUUCUCAUUAUUUAUCAUUCCUUUGGAAAUUCAUUUAACAAGUUCAAAAUUAAUUGCCCAUUUUGUGUACAAAGAAACGUGAGUGUAAAGUGCUAGAUGACGAGUGAAAAAGGUUAAUGUUAUACUAGCAGCAAUCAAUUUUCUAAAUUGUAAAAAUUGGAAAGUUAUCAAACGAUUCCUUUUGGAAAAAGUGAUAAUAAAGAGUCAUGUGGAGAAUGGC